Messenger RNA from Lachancea dasiensis, 387 nucleotides. The record is from the annotation of a GenBank genome assembly. NCBI's taxonomy places the organism in Eukaryota, Fungi, Ascomycota, Saccharomycetes, Saccharomycetales, Saccharomycetaceae.
AUGGCGAUAAAUACGAUAUGCGCUAGAUACCUGAACGCGCUUAAUCAGGGGAACUUAGACGAGGUUCGCAGCUUAUUUAGUGCAGAAGCAAAGGUUGUUUCUCCCCUUUACGGUGAACGCUUGGCUUUUGAUUUUUACGCUAACCUUUUCAAAGACACAGCAAGAUCAGAAACUAAACUGCUGAACGUGUUUGAUGCAUGCGAAACAACGAACUCAAUAGCUCUGCAUUUUCGUUACCUUUGGACAUUGGCCAAUAAACAAUCAGUAGAGUUUGAAUGUGUUGACGUUUUUGAGCUAAAUGAUAGUCACGAUAAGUUCACCAAACUGACCAUAAUUUAUGAUACCGCACCGCUGCGUCAAGAUUUCAAUAAUUCAAGAUUAAGUUGA